ACUUACCAGAAAAAGCAUCGGCUAUUUUGGGCUGCAUUUUAUGUACUUCUAUCAAUGAUUCAGACCAUUUAUUUAAAUCAGUUUUAUGGUGUCUUUUCAUAUGUCGAUUACAAUUUGAAGUCACAUGAAUCUUAUCCCAAACUAUUGAGUGACAUAAUGAGCACCAACGAUCACCACCGAAUUUUUCAUCAAUAAAAAAUUUUUUGACCAACUUUUUCUCGAUAUAGCCAGAGCUAUUCUCAGAAUUCGUAGUUGACAAUGCCAUGUUUUGAUUAUGUUUAAAAAUAAGACAAAAUUUUUGUACUGAAAACGUAUUUGUAAAGUGUUAAGUUUAUAAAUGAAACAAUACGCGAAUGUAUUAUAUAUAUAGAUAUAUAUGUAGGUGUAUAACUGUUCUGUUAUAUCUCUCUAUUGUUAUUUAUUAGUCUGCUAGCCGAUAUUAGUCCCCAACAGCAAAAAUAAUUCAGUAUUCUAAUUAGACAAUUGCCAUAUUCAUCGAUGACCAACUUUAGUCAUUAUUGUAUAUUCAAUAUAUCUUUGACAAAAAGAGACUAAGUUUUAAGAUUAAACUGCCUCAUUUUGAAUAAGAUAGAUACAAAUGGACUUGAAACGGACUUGAAAAGUAAUCUCAAGUCCAAGUCCGUCAAAAAAGGCUUUAAGUCCGGACUUGGACUUGCCCACCUCUGCAUUGAAGUUCUAAGGAUGUUUUCCCUAAGGUACAACUGGUUAUUGAUGUUGUGAAGGUCAGCGUGAAUCAGAGUUGCAUUGUUUAUAAACAUCAGCAGGACUAACAAAGCACUGACAAUAAGUAAAGUAACAAUUAAGUUUUGAAACAAAAUGAAGAAUUUUGUCGUAGGAAGUUCUGUUUUAUUCUAACUCCAUUUUCAGCCAGAAUUUACAGAAGGGUAACAGUGAACUAAAUCUGUAACGUGCACAGAGGUAACGCUUUAGCUAUCUGUCAUCCAUAAAUGUUUCAUAAAUUCAUUCUCUAAAGUUCUAGUUGCAGGAUACCACGCUAUUCUUCUGAGAUGUCAGAAUAUCAGCACGCAGUGUAUUCUCGAAAAACGGCUAUUUUUUUUAAACUAGGUGGGCUUGGUGGGCUUGGUAUAUUCUCAUCGACAAUACACCAGAAUACGCAAAUAUAGUGUCGCGGUCGGGGGGCGGGCGGUGCAGCAUGAGAGUGAGCCACUAUGCAACAUUUCGUGGACGAGGAUAAAUUCGAAGUUGCAUGUCGGAAAUUCUUACAUUGUGUAUUCUCGUGUAUUGUCAAUCAGAGUACAGCAGGCUCACAUCAAUAUAUUACACUUUUUCAGUGAUAGUCUCACAAAUGCAACCAGUUGUGCGUACAAAGGUAAUGGAAAACGAAUACAAAGCCACCUUGAGUAACGAUACAAAUAACCAGUUGCUCAUUCGGGAAAACAUCCUUAGAACUCAAUGCAAAUAAAUUCGUAAACCGUAUCGGAACUUACACUCAUAAGUUAAAAUAUGAUGACUCGUUCUGACACCCUCAGAGAGUGGCAAUAGCUCGUAUUGAUACCCUUAGAGCAAAGCCCUGCAGGUUGAUCCUAACCUAACCUAACCUAUAGGUUUGGUUAGGAUUAGGCUGCAAAAGUUAUAGGCUAGGCUAGGUUAUAGGUUGUUCUAUUUUUUUUUUCAAUGGUUAGGUUAAGAUUAGGUGGUCGAAUCCAUAGGUUAGCUCGUCUGCUCUUUCUCUCUAUUCUACUAACAUUGAUUGUUGGCUCAAGUUCACAAACAUCACCAGCUUUUCGUGUAGUAGCAUUCUAUACAGGUCAAAAUGACGCUGCACAUAUUAGUUUUGUAAAAGAAGCAAAUACUUGGUUUCCACGUAUGGCACAACAGCACAAUUUUCAGUAUACAUCAACAUCAAAUUGGGCUAAUUUAAAUGAUCAAUAUCUCUCACAAUAUCAAGUUAUUAUAUUCUUAGAUACACGUCCUGAGAACGCACAACAGAGAGCAGCAUUUGAAAAAUAUAUGAAAAAUGGUGGUAGUUGGAUGGGUUUUCAUUUUUCGGCUUUUGCAUUGACACCCUCUACCUAUAAUCAAAAUUGGGAUUGGUAUCACAAGACAUUCCUCGGCUCUGAUCAGUACGUGAGCAACACGUGGCGACCAACAUCAGCUAUUUUAAAAGUUGAAAAUCGUACUCAUCCAGCUACGAAAAAUUUGCCUGCGACCUUUUCCUCCUCACCAAAUGAAUGGUAUCGUUGGAAAUUAGAUCUAACGAAGAAUGCUGACAUUCAAAUUCUUCUUUCAAUAGACCCAAAAAGUUUUCCACUUGGUACUGGACCAAAACCACAUGAAAUAUGGCAUUCAGGAUAUUUUCCAGUUGUUUGGUCGAAUAGAAAAUUUAAGAUGAUCUACUUGAACAUGGGUCACAAUGAUAUGGACUAUGGUGGAACGAAUCAGGCCUUGUCUCAAACUUUCAACAAUGUACAAACGGAAAAGUUGGUUUUGGAUUCAUUACUUUGGCUCAGUAAAAAACGUUAA
Molecule: messenger RNA, 2505 nt
Organism: Didymodactylos carnosus
Lineage: Eukaryota; Metazoa; Rotifera; Eurotatoria; Philodinida; Philodinidae
Source: the annotation of a GenBank genome assembly